Funneliformis mosseae is the source of this 191-nucleotide messenger RNA. The record is from the annotation of a GenBank genome assembly. NCBI's taxonomy places the organism in Eukaryota, Fungi, Glomeromycota, Glomeromycetes, Glomerales, Glomeraceae.
CCGCCCAAAGAAAUGGUAGUGGUGGUGAGGUUGAGGUUGGGGUUGGAGUAGGUAGCGCAGCCCACCAAAGAAAUAACGGUGGUUGUGGUGGAGUAGGUGCUGGUGUGUACAUCAUGGCGGUGAAGAAGAAACCGAAGUCUGCAAAUAUUGCAGGCGUUUCGGAGAUGUUUACGUUUCUUAGACAUUUUUAA